Molecule: messenger RNA, 4508 nt
Organism: Microtus ochrogaster (prairie vole)
Lineage: Eukaryota; Metazoa; Chordata; Mammalia; Rodentia; Cricetidae
Gene: Nfatc1
Product: nuclear factor of activated T cells 1
Biological process (GO): calcineurin-NFAT signaling cascade; regulation of transcription by RNA polymerase II; cytokine production
Cellular component (GO): transcription regulator complex
Molecular function (GO): transcription factor binding; RNA polymerase II cis-regulatory region sequence-specific DNA binding; DNA-binding transcription factor activity, RNA polymerase II-specific
Source: RefSeq, a predicted model, not a curated record
CGGCUGGGAACCGGCUCCCGGGCGCGGCACACACCUCCGAACUCGCGGCGAGUCCCGGCCGCAGGCAGGUCUGCCACGCGUGCACACCUCCCGCAUGCCACCUCCCCACGGCUCGCGGCGCUGAGCCCGGCCCCGCGCGUGUCGGCGAGGAAGAGGUCCGACUAGGGAGCCGGCCGGGGGCUGCUCGCCGCGCCAGCUCCCGCUCCUCCUCCUGCUGCUCGCCGCUGCCGCCACUGCCGCGUGGAUGCCAAGUACCAGCUUUCCAGUACCUUCCAAGUUUCCACUCGGCCCUCCGGCCGCAGUCUGCGGGAGCGGAGAAACUUUGCGGCCCGUGCCGCCCGCCGGAGGCACCAUGAAGGCGGCCGAGGAAGAACACUACAGCUAUGCAUCCCCUGGCAUCACCUCGACUCUGCCUCUUCCCACAGCGCACACCUCCCUGCCAGCCCCAUGCCAUGACCUCCAGACAUCCACCCCUGGUAUCUCAGCUGUUCCUUCAGCAAAUCAUCCCGCGAGUUAUGGAGGGGCUGUGGACAGCGGGCCCUCGGGGUACUUUCUGUCCUCUGGAAACACCCGGCCCAAUGGGGCCCCAACUCUGGAGAGUCCUCGAAUUGAGAUCACUUCCUACCUGGGCCUCCACCAUGGCGGCAGCCAGUUUUUCCAUGACGUGGAGGUGGAAGAUGUGCUUCCCAGCUGCAAGCGGUCACCAUCCACGGCCACCCUGCACCUGCCCAGCCUGGAAGCCUACAGAGACCCCUCCUGCCUGAGCCCAGCCAGCAGCCUGUCCUCAAGGAGCUGUAAUUCCGAGGCCUCCUCCUAUGAGUCCAACUACUCGUACCCGUACGCAUCCCCCCAGACCUCUCCGUGGCAGUCACCCUGCGUGUCUCCCAAGACCACAGACCUUCUGGGAUCUCCAAGACACUCCCCAUCCACCUCUCCGCGCGCCAGUGUCACCGAGGAGAGCUGGCUCGGUGCACGUGGCUCCCGGCCCACAUCCCCCUGCAACAAACGCAAGUACAGCCUCAAUGGCCGGCAGCCCUCCUGCUCACCCCACCACUCACCCACACCGUCCCCGCAUGGCUCCCCUCGGGUCAGCGUGACCGAGGACACCUGGCUCGGAAACACCACCCAGUAUACCAGCUCUGCCAUUGUGGCAGCCAUCAACGCCCUGACCACUGACAGCACCCUGGACCUGGGUGAUGGCGUCCCUAUCAAGUCUCGAAAGACAACCCUGGAGCACGCACCCUCGGUGGCCCUCAAGGUAGAGCCAGCUGGGGAAGACCUGGGCACCACUCCGCCCACCUCUGACUUCCAACCCGAGGAGUUCGCCUUCCAGCACCUUCGCAAGGGUGCCUUUUGUGAGCAGUAUCUGUCGGUGCCACAGGCCCCGUACCAGUGGGCAAAGCCCAAGUCUCUGUCCCCUACGACAUACAUGAGCCCAUCUUUACCCGCCCUUGACUGGCAGCUGCCAUCCCACUCCGGUCCGUAUGAGCUUCGGAUCGAGGUGCAGCCCAAGUCUCACCACAGGGCUCACUAUGAGACAGAAGGCAGCCGGGGGGCUGUGAAGGCCUCAGCUGGAGGACACCCCGUCGUGCAGCUACAUGGUUACUUGGAAAACGAGCCGCUCACGCUACAGCUGUUCAUUGGGACAGCCGACGACCGCCUGCUGCGGCCCCACGCCUUCUACCAGGUCCACCGGAUCACGGGGAAGACUGUCUCCACCACCAGCCACGAAGCCAUCCUGUCCAACACCAAAGUCCUGGAGAUCCCUCUACUUCCGGAAAAUAACAUGCGAGCCAUCAUUGACUGUGCUGGGAUCCUGAAGCUGAGAAACUCGGACAUAGAGCUGAGGAAAGGGGAGACGGACAUCGGGAGAAAGAACACCAGGGUGCGGCUGGUCUUCCGCGUUCACAUCCCACAGCCCAAUGGCCGCACGCUGUCUCUCCAGGUGGCCUCAAACCCCAUCGAGUGCUCCCAGCGGUCGGCCCAGGAGCUGCCCCUUGUGGAGAAGCAGAGCACGGACAGCUACCCAGUCAUCGGCGGCAAGAAGAUGGUGCUGUCUGGCCAUAACUUUCUGCAAGACUCGAAGGUCAUUUUCGUGGAGAAAGCUCCAGAUGGCCACCACGUCUGGGAGAUGGAAGCAAAAACCGACCGAGACCUGUGCAAGCCAAAUUCCCUGGUGGUGGAGAUACCGCCUUUCCGCAACCAGAGAAUCACCAGCCCUGUGCAAGUCAGCUUCUACGUCUGCAACGGGAAGCGGAAGAGAAGCCAGUACCAGCAUUUCACGUACCUUCCUGCCAAUGUUCCAAUUAUAAAGACGGAACCCACGGACGACUUUGAGCCAGCUCUGACCUGUGGACCAAUGAGCCAGGGACUUAGUCCUCUGCCUAGGCCCUACUAUAGCCAACAGCUCACCAUGCCUCCCAACCCCAGCUCCUGCCUCGUGGCUGGCUUCGCCCCCUGCUCACAGAGGAGCACACUGAUGACCACGCCUCCCGACGCAAGCCCGAAGCUCCAUGACCUCUCUUCCACUGCCUACACCAAGGGCCUCACCAGCCCAGGCCACAGUGGUCACCUCGGACUUCAGCCACCAGCUUCGGAGGUCCCUGCCAUGCAGGAAGUGCCGAGACCCAUGGCCAUGCAGCCCAACUCGCCUGAGCAGCCCCCGCCCGCCCGGCUGCAGCCGCAGUAAAUGAAAUCAUUCGCAAUGACCUCUCCAGCACGAACCCCCACUCCUAAUUCAGCGCCUUGGAGCUGGCAGAAGCUGUGUGGAGCUGGCUUGGUGCAGACAACUGGGCUUCAGCGAGCAAGACUUUGAUGAAAUAAACUGAACCCACAUCUGGUACCACUCAGAAAUCCCAACUUACCGAUUCUAGGAGCUUAUGUCUGAAGAAGUAACUCUCUAACAAGGAUGGAGCAAAAGAGGAGGCCACUGCAACUCCUGAGAGAAAAGUCAUCUCAACGGAAGAGAAGGGCUGGCCUGUGGGGCCAGGAGCAGAUGCUGGCCCACGGAAGAAAGGCCUGUAUGGCAGACUGACCCCAAGCCUGACCCUCCUGCCUACCGGAGGAAAACACUGGAAGUGCCUUAUUUCAUCCAACCACCACACCAGGGCAUUGUGGAAGCAAGCAUUGAAUUUUCUACCUUGAGAGAAUUUGUAGGAGCCAAAGCUAUUUUAAAAACAAACACUUUGUUAGGAGCCUUUAUCCUUUGUAUCAAUUGAUAGGAUUCUGGUGAGCUAUGGCUUCCUAUUUAUUUCUGACUUUGCUGCCUGCCCUCCACAGCUUGCCUGCCUUUUCCAGUGCGUUCCUGAGGUCUUCCAAUGGUCAUCUCGGCUCUUUCCUAGUCAGCUCCGUCUGUGUGACUAAAACCGCAGCUUUGUUAAUAAUAGCAUGCUGAGCUUUUCGUUCUUAAUCCGGCUUCCGACACAGCACAAGGAAGUUGAACUGCACAAGACAGGGGUCCUGGACAGAACAAAACCUACCGGCUACAGGACAGCACCUUGUGUUUGCAUGCGUGUACAUAGAGGCGUUUAUUUAUGUAGAGAUAUUCAAGAACGGAGAUGGUGAUGACCAGUCCGUGCCCAACGGGGGCUCCCGUGUUAGCAAUAAUGAGUGUCCACCUUGAGAAUGCACCUCAGAGUCCAGACCCGAUUUCCCAGCACCUUGCAUCAGCGGCGUCUGUCGCCCCUGCACAGACAGGUGGCAUUUUCCUAUCUCGAGUAGUUACCGAGCACUCUAGACGCAGGAGAGCCGUGCCCAGACGUCCGUGGCUACCAAACGGCCAAGUCUGAAGGUGGUUGGUUGUAAAUAACCAUUACAGAAGGAGUGUAAUAUAUUUGUUCAAUUAUAAGAUUAUUAUUUCACAGAAGCCUUAUAGCUCUCUGCUUCAUCUAAGAAGACAAUUACCAAAAACAAUGUUUCUGUAUGCAGUCUGUGGAUAGCGGUUUUCAGCUUAGUUUCCGGUAACAGAUAGGCUGGUGUCGGCUGUGUGUAAUUAGCUGCUUAUUACAGUUACUAGCAGUGACCUAUUAUUUCUUAUAACCAAAAAGCAUGGUUUAAUUAAAACAUGUUUAAUGAUUGUGCCUUAGGAGUUAAUGCCCCCUUCUGGAACAUGCCUGAAUUACACCUGUGGGUGGACGUUGUAAGUCAGUCACAGACGAAGUCAUGACAGGAAAAGCUCUCUCAUAGGAAGGAAGAUACAUCUUUAGAAUGGUCGUCUGUAGAUGGUGUCUUACCUUUCUCCAACUCUCAGAAAGAAACAAAUGUUUGAAAGCCAUAUCGAACGUUUUCACACGACUGUGAAGAGCUGGCGUGUGCCACCUUGUACACACACAGCUCCUGGUCGCCUGCAGGCUGCCUCCUGCCUGCAUCUAGUAUGUAUCUGUGUUUGUUAGCACCAUGGAGUUGCAUGACCCAUUCUUAGAAGACUACCGUAUGAAAGCAAGCAUUGGAUAUUCGUGUCAGCUAUCUUUGUAGUUAGAAAACGGAUCCAAUAAAGCAGUAUUUUUUUU